GGCGCGGCCAAGCGGGAGGCGGAGGAGCGGCCCAGCGGCAGCGGCGGCAAGGGCGAGGAGGUUCGCCAGGCCCUCCUCCGCCACUUUGGCCCCAGGGAAGGCUGGUCGGCGGCCCUGGUCCAGGACUUCGGGGCCCUGGUGCCUGUGGUGGACGCGCCGCCGCCAGCGAAGCCCUUGGCCGAGCUGUCGCUCCAGGCCCUCCUGGCCAGGGAGGCGAAGAUCAAGGGCCAGGUCAACCUUGCCGAAACAGCGCUGGUGGCCGUCCAGGAGGAGCAGGCGGCCGUCGCGGUCCGCGUGGCGGAGGAGGCGGACGUCCUCCAGAAGCGGCGCGACCACCUGGAGGAGGUGGCCGGGGCUGUGCGCGCGAGGAAGCGCGCUGACCUGGAGCAGCACAAGGGGCCGUCGCCCAUGGAGGUGGGCGAGCCUGUGGAGGCCGAGGACGGCCUGGGCAAGGUGCUGCUCGAGGGCCUCGAGGGCUUCGAGGCGGAGCGGGAGCGGGUCCUCUUGCUCGGGGGGGAGGGUGGCGCCCUGCUCGCGAUGGCCGCCGAGGCCCGCAGCCUCGUGGAGAAGCUCGCCGCCGCCGGCGCCCGUGCUCGUGAGGCAGCGGCGGCCGAGCGGGCCCGCGCUGCUGCAGCCGCGGCCGAGCGGGCCGCCGCGGCGCAGGAGGCCGCCCCCGCGGCUGAUGGCAGUGAUGACGGCGCUGAUGGUUCUCCUGGGGACCGCAAGCGCGUCGGCGACUUCGACCUCGGCCCCGAGCUCGUCGGGCCCGACGCCGUGUUCGACGAGGUGGGCAUGGAGGGCGAGCAGCGGCGCGCAGCCUGGCGCGCAGCGCUGGCCAAGCGCCAGCGGGCGCUGGUCGAGUGGCUGCACGACGACGUGGGGCGGCUGCCUGCGGUGCUCUGCCUCCAUGAGCAUCGCCUCAAGGGCAAGCAGGCGAUGGCUCGCGCGGCGGGCUGGAUGCAGGCGCGCGGCUUCAGCUGGCAUGGCCAGGCAGCGCUGCCGACGGGCUCAGGGCCGCUGGAGAGCUCGGGCGGAGUGGCCGCGGCCACGCUGCGGCCGUCGGCGGCCGCCGCCGCGCCAGGGUUCCCUGCCCAUCGGUUCCAGGUGUGUGAGGUGAACCUGGGUUUCAGGGAGCCGUGCCGCGUCAUCUCGGCCUACUUCAUCACGAAGAUAGGCAGGGCGAAGGAGAACAUCGGGCUCCUGGCAGCGCUGCACGAGUUCGUGGGGCAGCUGGAGUCGCCGUGGGUCGUGAUGGGCGACUGGAACAUGGAGCCCGUGGGCGUCCGUGAGUGGGCGCGCAGCGCAGGUGCGCUAGUGUGCCCAGAGGAGCCGACCUGCGGCUCGAAGGUCUUCGACUUCGCGGUGGUCAGCAGGGUCCUCACGGGCUUUGUGGACGUGGCCGAGGUGCUGCUGAGGGCGCCGACGAUGGACCACGUGCCGUUCAAGGUGGUGCUCCGCGGCGUAGGACCAGAGUCGAUCGAGGGGGGCUGCCGGGAGUGGUUCGAGGCGGUCGAGGCCUACCUGAUCGACCUCUACGAGAUCGCGCCGCCCAGCCGCUGGAAGGGGCGCGCGGGCGGGCUUCGCGCGCAGAGGGUCGUGAUGGAGGUGGCCUGGAAGCAGGGCUGCAAGAGGGGCGUCGGCGCUGCCUGCAGGCGCUGGAUGUCGUUCGCGGCGGCAUGCGCCCGCUGGCGCGCGCUGCAGGAGGCGGCGACUGGAGGGCGCUGUAGGGCGCCGCUGCGAAAGCAGCAGGAGGUGCUGAUGGCGUUCGAGCUCGAGUGGCCAGAGGAGGGCCCGCUGGCAGGGCUGUCGGUGGCCCGCGCGAUGAGCCCGCUCAGCUCCUCCUCGUGCCAGCUGACGGCGCAGUUCGUCCAGGAAGAGGCGAGACGGCGCUGGAGGCUGGACAAGCAGCGGAAGGCCGCGGAGUGGCGCGCCUGGGCCCAGGCCGCGGCCACCGAGAAGGGCGGCUCGGCGGCCUACCGGUUCAUCAAGCAGGUCGCGGUGGUGCCCACGGAGGUGCUCUCGGGCGUGGACGGCGGCGACGACCUGCGCAUGCCCGUCGCGGGCGAGGCUGCAGUGGCGGCGCUGCUGGAGACGCGGCGGCCGCUCUGGGUCAAGCCGUCGCGGGCAGGCGAGGCAGCGCCUGAGAACUGGGACAUCCAGGAGUCGGUGUUGCCGCCGCUGGAGCUUGAGGACCUCGAGCGCGUCCUGGGCACCUACCGCGAGGGGUGUGGCCUUGGGUGGGAUCGGCCCCGCCCGGAGCAGCUGCUGCGCCUCCCGCGGACCUACAGGCGGCGCUUCCUGGAGCUCCUCAUGGCCUGGGGGCGGAAGCCUUCGCGGGAGGCGCUGCGGCAGCUGAUCGUGGUGUUCGUCCCCAAGGCCACUGGCGGCCAGCGGCCGAUCGGCCUCGCGGCCAUCUGGCUGAGGGUCUGGGGCAGGCUGCGGCAGCCGCUGGUGGCCCGCUGGGGGGCCUCGCUGCAGAACCCUGCCUUCUGGGGCACGUCGGAGAGCCCGUGCGAGCGCGCGGGGGCGGUCCGCAAUCUCCCGCACGUCAGCCACGAGGAGCUGCGCGUGCAGGCGGCCGCCACGGAGCUCCCGCUCGCGCUGCUGCGGUGCUACUGCGUGCCGUGCCGCACGCAGCGCCGCGUGUCCUGGCGCGGCUUGGUCUCCAAGCCGCUCGGGGCGAACGGCGCCAUCGUGGCGGGCUGCAGCGGUGCGGCCAGGCUGGCCAAGCUGCUGGUGCACACCCUCUUCGUGAAGAUCGUGCGAGAGAACCCUGUGGUGCGCCUGCAGAAUGUUGUCGACGACGCGCUGCUGCAGGCGGUCGGCGGCAGGGCGCAGGUGGCGCAGCAGCUCCCCAGGGCCACGGCGGCCCUCACGGAGGGCCUGGUCGCCAAGGGGCUGGUCAUCUCGCAGGCGAAGACGGGCUACCUGGCGAACAGUGAGGACCUCGGCGACGAGCUGGACGGCUGCUGGGCGCAUGGGCCGCUGGCCCGCUGGACUGGCGCCCGAUGCCUCGGCGGCGACGCCGCCGAUGGGCGCUGGAGGCGCGUGCGUGAGCAGGGCGCUCGGCUUGGUGCGCAGGUGGGCCACAUCCAGAGAGGCAGCCCCGCGGCCACUGCCAUCUGGGGCUCCGCGGUGACGGGCCUCGCCUGUGGGAAGCUGCACGGCCUUCGGAUCGCCGCCAUGCGUGCGGAAGGCAGGUUGCCCAUGGGCGCCAGCGUCGGCCUGCGGCUGCGGGCGAUGCGCGGCGCGGCCUACCGCGACCCCUUCGUGGUGCAUGCGGUGGAGGUGGCGCGCUCCUGGGGCAUGACGCUGGAGACGGGCCUGCCCAGCGCCGUGGUGGUGCAGGAGUGCUGGCUCGGGGCAUGCGCGCUGGCGCUGAGGCGGGUCGGCAUCGAGAUGGUGGCCUUCAAUGCCGUCAUUGACUGGCAGGCGCGCGUCCUCUCGCUGGAGUUCUACUCGCCUGGCAUGCCGGGGCAGGCCGACGCCGAGGCCGCCGAGGGCGCAGGCUGCCAGGGGCCCGCGCCGCCGCAGCCGCACUGGCAGGCCCGCCACAGGCGAAUGCUCGCAGCGGUCCUUGGCGGCCCCCACUGGCCGCAGGAGCGCCUCUGGAAGGAGGGCAAGGCGCGCGACGGCCUGCGCCGCCUCUGCGGAGGCCGCGGCACGCUGCGGCACAGGGCCUUCGAGUGCGAGGCCUGGCAGAUGCUGCGGCGGGAUGCGUGCUCGCGGGAGCUGCUGGAGGGGGCGCGGCUGGUGGCGCAGCGCGGGGACGUUGCGGCGGAGCUCUUCGCGCGGGCGCUGUGCCCCGACCCCGCCCUGGCCUUCCCCGCGACGGCCGACGCCGCGCUCGCGGCCCCGCGCUGGUUCGGAGCGCCGCCUGGCUCGAAGUUCGAGGGCAGGGUCUUCGUGGACGGCAGCGCCGGGUUUCCUGCGCUGCGCGGGGCCCGCCGCGCUGGCUGGGCGGUCGUGCAGAUCGGCCUCAGCGGGGAGGUCAUUGGCGGGAUGCGCGGCAUCGUCCCGCGGGCGUGCGGGCCCAAGCAGGAGGCCAGGGACGGCGAGGACUACGCGUUCCACAUGCUGGCCCAGUUCUGGUUCCCGUCGGCCGAUGGCUCGGGCCUCGAGUUCUUCUGCGACUGCGCGGGCACGGUCGGCUUGGCGCUCUCGCAGGGCAACGCCCUCGCGCCACUGCAGGCCCCGACGGCCACGGCGCGGAAGGUCAAGGCGCACAAGGAGCUCUCGGCAGCUGCCACCUGGGAGGAGGAGCUCCUGAUCAGGGGCAACAGGGCAGCUGACCUGUGGGCCAAGCGAGGCGCGGCGCUGUGGCCGAUCGACGAGGAGCAGGUCUGGUUCCUACAGGCGUGCGCCUGGCGCGCGGAGGAGCUCGGGCGCUGGUUCGGCGAGCUGGCCGCCACCAUGGUGGACAGAGAGCAACUGGACUCAGACGGGGUCGUGGGCACGGCCGACCUCGUCUACAUCACCCCGCAGGAGGCGCUCGGCGCGGCGGAGCAGGCCGACGCGGAGGUGGCGGCGCUGGCGCUCGAGGCCGACCUCGAGCUCGGCCAGACGCCUGGCGCUGCUGCUGGGGCUGCUGCUGGAGAGGAGCAUGGCCAGGCGCCCGCCGCUGCCGCGGCUGCCGAGCUGGCGGAGGCGGCCGUGGCCGCUCCCGAGCUGAAGGCCGCGAUUGCAGGAGCUGGAGUGGCGCGGGAGGUUCGUGGGCACUGCGUCGUCGUCUCGCGCCUCGAGAAUGGAGAUGGUGCCGUGGCUUGGUGCAUGAAGUGUGGCUGCCGAUUCUGGAAGCGGCCCCCUCCUGCUGGGACAGGCCUGCUGGGCAGCUGCAAGGGGCGGCCAGCCCCAGGAGAAAGGGCGGCGGAGGCGCGGCGGCUCCUGAUGCGCCUCCAGGAGCCCAAGAGCAAGGCCAGGCUCUCGGACCCCCAGCCGCCCACGCUGGAGGAGCAGGCGCGGCUCGCGGCGGUGCUCCGCGACGGCGCAGGCGGCGAGGCAGGUGCAGGCGCUCCCGCUGGUGCAGGGAGGCCGCCGCGCUGGGGGCUGCGGCCCGUCGUGGCGGACGCCCGGCAGGCGGCGGAGCUCCACGGCUUCGCCUCGCCCGCCGCUGCGGCCCGCUGGGCGAGGGCUCGCGCGGCGGCGGGCAGGGAGUCGCCCGUCGGCGACGGUGGCGCG
Molecule: messenger RNA, 5178 nt
Organism: Prorocentrum cordatum
Lineage: Eukaryota; Dinophyceae; Prorocentrales; Prorocentraceae
Source: the annotation of a GenBank genome assembly